This is a messenger RNA of Durio zibethinus, 992 nucleotides long. Lineage: Eukaryota; Viridiplantae; Streptophyta; Magnoliopsida; Malvales; Malvaceae. The record is from RefSeq and is a predicted model, not a curated record.
AUGAAAAAUGUGGAGGAUCUUCAAGACAAAGCAAAGAGGAAGUGCUUCAUUGGCUUGUGUCCCAACAUCAAGUCUCGCUACCAACUUAGCAGGAAAGCUGAAGAAGUUGUCGCGGCUGUUAAUGAACACCUUCAACAAGGUGAAUUCAACAGUGUUUCAUGCCCUGCUCCUCCGCCAGACAUACUGGAUGUAACUCCUAAAGAUUUUGAGGCCUUUGAAUCAAGAGCGAGGGUAUAUAAAGACAUCAUGGAGGCAUUGAAAGAUGGUACUACCAACUUGAUAGGGGUGUACGGGAUGGCUCAUGUGGGCAAAACCACACUAGUCAAAGAAGUUUAUAGACAGGCCAAACAAGACAAGUUAUUUGAUUCUGUGACUAUGGCAUUUGUGAAUCAGACUCCUGACCUUCAAAAAGUUCAAGAUCAACUUGCAGCUUCAUUGGGUCUAAAAUUAAAAGGAAAGGAUGUGGUGGUUAGAGCAGCCCGAUUGCGCGAAAGAUUGAAGAAAGAGAAGAAGGUUCUUGUUAUUUUAGAUGAUAUUUGGAAGAAACUAGAUUUGAAGGAAGUGGGAAUUCCUUUUGGAGAUGAAAACAAGGGAUGCAACAUAUUGCUCACGUCAAGAGAUGUAAAUGUUCUAAGUAAUGAGAUGGAUGCUCGGCAAAUUUUUGAAAUAUCUGUUUUAGAAGAUAAAGAGGCUUGGGACCUGCUUAAGAAGAUGGCUGGGGACGAUGCUGAAAAUCCUGAGUUGCGAUCUACAGCAAUUGAAGUAGCCAAAAAAUCUGCAGGACUGCCUAUCGCCAUUGCAACAGUUGCAAGGGCUUUAAGAAACAAAGGCUUAUUUGCGUGAAAUGAUGCUUUGAGAAAACUACAAAGGCCUUCCCCAACAAACUUCACAGGAAUACCAGCACAUGUUUAUUCAGCCAUAGAGUUGAGUUACAACCAUUUGGAAAGAGAGGAUCUUAAACGCACAUUUUUGCUUUGCGGGCUGCUAGGUUA